CAACAACAAAUACUUGUUGUAUCGCCACCUAUCACAAUUACAAUGUCAGGUCUCUCGCGGAAUCGUCUCCAAGAGGAACGCAAGCAGUGGCGACGGGACCACCCAUUCGGAUUCUGGGCGAAACCGAAUAAAGCGGAAGAUGGUGGUAUGGAUCUCAUGAACUGGAGUGUUGGGAUUCCGGGGAAGAUUGGGACGUUGUGGGAGGGUGGGUUGUACAGGUUGACCAUGAGCUUUCCCGAAGGUAUACUCCUCCCCCCUCUGCGCCCUAUGGCGCUGUCGUCCUUCAUGUCGCUGCAUUGCAUGCACCGGACUCUCCAACCAUUUGAACAACACCCUCUAACUCAUCCCUCAGAAUACCCCUCCAAACCCCCCAAAUGCAAAUUCACCCCCCCUCUCUUCCACCCCAACGUCUACCCCUCCGGCACCGUCUGCCUCUCCAUCCUAAACGAAGAAGAAGGCUGGAAACCCGCUAUCACCAUAAAACAAAUCCUACUCGGUGUCCAAGAUUUGUUGGAUAACCCGAACCCGGAGAGUCCGGCGCAGGCGGAGGCGUAUACGAUGUUUAAGAAGGAUAGGGAAGGGUAUGAGAGGAGGGUUAAGGCUCAGGCGAAGGAGAUGGCGAGGAAUGAUUGAGUGAGUCAAAGGGAAAAGGAGGUGGGGGGAUAUGUCCUAUGAGGAGGAGUGUGAGUUCAAGGUUGCAAGUGUUAAUGCGGUUAUGGUCGAGAUCGCGGAUUGAGGGAUGAACGAUGAAAAGCAUAUUUACGACA
Saitoella complicata NRRL Y-17804 is the source of this 767-nucleotide messenger RNA. RefSeq names its product SUMO conjugating enzyme Hus5. Gene Ontology annotation, molecular function: SUMO conjugating enzyme activity. Gene Ontology annotation, cellular component: nucleus. The transcript has 2 exons. The record is from RefSeq and is a predicted model, not a curated record. The coding region runs from base 43 to 633 and encodes 196 amino acids. Gene Ontology annotation, biological process: protein sumoylation. Lineage: Eukaryota; Fungi; Ascomycota; Saitoellomycetes; Saitoellales; Saitoellaceae.